Entelurus aequoreus (snake pipefish) is the source of this 5532-nucleotide messenger RNA. RefSeq names its product EBF transcription factor 3b (gene ebf3b). NCBI's taxonomy places the organism in Eukaryota, Metazoa, Chordata, Actinopteri, Syngnathiformes, Syngnathidae. The transcript has 17 exons. Gene Ontology annotation, molecular function: DNA-binding transcription factor activity, RNA polymerase II-specific; RNA polymerase II cis-regulatory region sequence-specific DNA binding. Gene Ontology annotation, biological process: regulation of transcription by RNA polymerase II. The record is from RefSeq and is a predicted model, not a curated record. Bases 694 to 2370 code for a protein of 558 amino acids.
AAAAACAAAAACAAAAACCGGACGUUUAAUGAAUGAACCCACACACGCACUAGCUGCCACUGCUGACCCACGCCGACCGCAUCUAGCUAACCCCCGCGAAGCCCAAAAGAGCAUCAUCAUUUCCGCGGCUAGGCUAACGUUAGCAUUAGCAUUAGCCACAUACCUUCCGCGACAUCCUCAUCUAUGGCGCCUUUCACUUGGGAGAAACACCACUGGAAAUCAUUUCCUCCUGCAACCCCUGCAACAUAGUUUCAACAAAAGAAGUGAGAGUUUAGCCAAGUAUCACGUUGACAAGCCAGGCCAUCAUUCUUCACACACAGCUAGCGAGGUGGAGGAUAUAAAGUAUCUCACCCGCCAUUGCUUCAUUUAGCAGCUUUUACUCUCCACCGCCUUACGAUAAAACCCCCCACCCCCGAUGACCAGCGCGCCUCUACUCGGGAGAAACGGUUCAGGAUCCACAAUCCGAGGGUGAAGACUUCAGGGUCUGUCAGGAGCACACAAAUUAUCCGUGAUUUUUUUUUCCUUUUUUUUUCUCUCUCGCUUUCCAAAAUGGCGCACGGUACAUGGAGCGGUGACGUCAUGCGCACCAUGCAUCUUGCACGCAGCAUCACUGACCGUCCUCCGCCUGGCCAGCUAAAAAAGCCAGGAGGCCCAGCGAUGAGCCAUCACCGGAGGUGAUAUGAUUCACACGGUAUGAUUCGAUACGAUUCCGACGGUGGAGGGUCGCCGCGGGUCGGACAUGGCGAAGGACACGCCCCUUCUCCCCGCUGCCUCAUCGGAGUCGGCCUGGCCCGGGCACACUACGAGAAGCAGCCCCCUUCCAACCUCCGGAAGUCCAAUUUUUUCCACUUUGUUCUGGCCCUUUAUGACAGACAGGGACAGCCGGUGGAGAUCGAGAGGACUGCUUUUGUCGACUUUGUGGAGAAAGACAAAGAGCCAACCAGUGAAAAAACUAACAAUGGGAUACAUUACAAACUACAGUUAUUGUACAGCAAUGGCGUCAGAACAGAACAGGAUCUUUACAUUCGGUUAAUCGAUUCCAUGACAAAGCAGGCCAUCAUCUACGAGGGCCAGGACAAGAACCCAGAGAUGUGCAGAGUUCUUCUCACGCAUGAAAUCAUGUGCAGCCGAUGCUGCGACAAGAAAAGCUGCGGCAACAGGAACGAGACCCCGUCGGACCCGGUGAUCAUCGACAGAUUCUUCCUCAAGUUCUUCCUCAAGUGCAACCAGAACUGUCUGAAGAAUGCAGGGAACCCACGAGACAUGCGCAGAUUCCAGGUUGUCGUAUCGACGACGGUCAACGUGGACGGCCACGUGCUGGCCGUGUCCGACAACAUGUUCGUGCACAACAACUCCAAGCACGGGCGAAGGGCUCGCAGACUGGACCCUUCAGAAGCAGCCACCCCGUGCAUCAAGGCUAUCAGCCCCAGCGAGGGAUGGACCACCGGCGGCGCCACCGUCAUCAUCAUCGGCGACAACUUCUUCGACGGCCUCCAAGUGGUGUUCGGCACCAUGCUCGUAUGGAGCGAGCUGAUCACGCCCCACGCCAUCCGCGUCCAGACUCCACCUCGGCACAUCCCCGGCGUGGUGGAAGUCACGCUGUCCUACAAGUCCAAGCAGUUCUGCAAAGGCGCCCCUGGGAGAUUUGUCUACACCGCCCUGAACGAGCCCACCAUCGACUACGGCUUCCAGAGGCUGCAGAAGGUCAUCCCCAGGCACCCCGGCGACCCCGAGAGGUUACCAAAGGAGGUGUUACUGAAGCGGGCGGCUGACCUGGUGGAGGCCCUGUAUGGGAUGCCCCACAACAAUCAGGAGAUCAUUCUGAAGAGGGCAGCUGACAUCGCUGAGGCCUUGUACAGCGUUCCCCGCAACCACAACCAGAUCCCCUCUCUCGCCAACACCGCCUCCCACGGCAUGAUGGGAGUCAACUCCUUCAGCAGCCAGCUAGCCGUCAACGUGUCUGAGUCCCAAGGCAACGACCAAGUGGGCUACAGCCGGAACACCAGCAGCGUGUCCCCCCGGGGUUACAUCUCCAGCAGCACCCCCCAGCAGUCCAGCUACAACACGGUCAGCAACAGCAUGAACGGCUAUGGCAACGCUGGCAUGAACCUGGGUGUGCCCAGCUCCCCCGGCUUCCUCAACGGCUCCUCUGCCAACUCCCCGUAUGGAAUUAAACAAAAGAGCGCCUUCGCCCCUGUGGUCCGACCUCAGGCCUCCCCACCCCCCUCCUGCACCAGCGCCAACGGCAACGGACUGCAAGGUGAGCCCCCCUCACCCCCUCAUCCUUUCCCCACGGACUACUGGUCAGAUACCGCUGCUCAGGCCUCUGUCCGGUUUGCCAUGUCCGGCCUCGUGGUCCCGCCCAUGUAAAAAAAAAAAAGCACUUUUUGAACGCCAGUCCACCACUUUUACCGGGACAAGCGCGCCCCCCCUCAACCCCCCUCUCUCGGCACACGGCUGGUGUAUAAUGUAUAGUCGACUGCUUGUUCUGUUUUUAAAGAUGGAGGUAACAAAAAAAUUUAAAAAAUGUCAAAAUGACUUUCAACCCUCGCCCCCGAAGAGAAAAAGGAUUUCAUGAGGAGGAUUUUUUUCAUUUUAAUUUUUUUUUCUGGGACUUUUUAUUUAGUAUUUUUUGGUGUGACCCUCCCCCCCCCCCCUCCCCCCUCCCUCCUCCACCCCUGACGAGGACACGUGAUGAUGAAGGGUUUAUUUUGUAUACGCAUUCAAUACUGGAAGGGACUCCGCGUUGUACAGUAAAAAAAACAAAAAAAAAACACUGAUGUACAGUAACAUUUGCCAAUAUCAACUUGUGUCCCCCCCCCCUCCUGUUCCAACUUUAUAAUGUGACUUUUUUUGUUUGUUGUUGUUGUAUUUUUAAACGUGUGCGGGGGUUGGGGGGAGAACAACACCGGGGCCAAGACCGUGUCAACUGGAAAUGAUAUUGAUCUUAAAAAAAAGGCGAGGGGGGGUAAGAGAAAAGCGGGGGGUCCAUGUUUCAUUCCUGCAUUUUAACUUAAAUUUUGUAAUUUAUUGUAGCUAGAAAAAUGUCAUGAAGAAAAGGAGAAGAAUCCUCUUGGAGUCGACAAGCACACUGAUGAUGUGUACAGAAGCACUGCUCCGUUCAUGAUGAUGAUGUACUUCCACGCCUAGAGCUUCCUUUUUAAGCAAGUGUGUUUUUCCCGCCAUUGUCACCGCCCCGUCGGUCCGCGCAUGCGCGAAGACGACGACACUUCCUCCUUUACGGCAGCCAUGAUUGAGCACGUCGCCGCUUAAAACAAAGGUAAUACCGUGUUUUUUUUGGUCAUCUUUAUUCGAAUAACAAUGUCAUAUUAAGUAAGCAAACGUUAUUUAUAAAGCAGUGUUUAUUUUUAAACCGUACAGAAACAUUGAACGAUGUGCUCAGCAGCCUUAAAUGGCAAAGAAAUCAAUCUUUUUUUUUUUUUACUACUUUAUUUACAUCACUGACCAUUUAAAAGGCCGCAUAUAGAUUUGAGUUACAGUAAGUGCCUUUUUAAAAAAAAAAUAGAUCGACAUUUUAAUAAAUAAAUGCGCCCCCGUGUGUCAUUUAUUGGCAUGACAGGGAAAGUUGUUUAAAAUGUGGCGAUACUACAUCGUUUUUUUUUUCUUAUCCUACCCCAUGAUCAUGUUUAUAUUCGUGUUCCCUUUUUUAUUCCGAUAUGUUUUAUUAGUACAAAACAAUCAUUAAAUAUUGAAAUAUCACACAACACGACGGCAAAGCUCGUCGUACAAAAAAAGAAAAAUAUAUAUGGACGUCGUCUUCGCGCCACAGGAAGUGACGUCCAUGCCCGCUCGUCUCUUCCGGUGCCGACGGCGCGGUGACCGCCAUGUUUUCCCAAACCUUUUUGCUAGCACUGUAUAUUAACGCAUUCCUAGGCUACUGUGAAAGUCUGUUUCUUGGCGAAGAGGAGCAGCCUCCCUCCUUCUAGAAGCUCCGACGCCCUUCUGUGUUUUCUAUGUGGUUUGAACAAACACACACACACACACACACACACAAAAUAAUUGUAGACUAUUGUGAUAUUGCCAAACUUGUGCUAAAUAUUUAUACAUCUGUCUUUUUCAUGUUCUUUUAGAUCGACACCAAAAAAUAAAAAAAAAAGUUUAAAAAAAAUUAAAAACAACAUUAAAAAAAGACAAAACAAAUCCAUUGAGAAUGUAGGCGUAAAGUAGUUACAUUGUCAUAUUUCUGUUCCAACACACACUUGCGCUCACUGAGGGACAUUUUGUAACAUAUCAACUAUAAAUAAUGUAUUUAUCUCUGAAAUUUUGUAUAUUGCUUUUCAUUCUGUAUGUAUUAAUCGUCAUGCCCUUAAUAUAGUGAUGCAGCACAGAUAAUUCAGCCAAGAAAUGUUGCCUUCAUUUGUUUCUUUUUUGUAUUGAUUGAUGAAAUGCAACGUGCAUAUAUUUCAUGUAUUCGCUACAAAACUUGUGUUAUACUCUUGUCACAUUUUCCUUUUUUCUCGUUUUUUUUAUUUUAAAGGGGAAGUCAAACUUCAUUGUUUAUUUUUGUAUUGAUUUUAAAUUAUCUAUACGGACCAUUUUGGAGAAAACUUUGUUGGUUGUAUUGUCAAAUAAAUUGUUUGUGACCCAUAUGAUAGUUGUUAAGAUCCAAUAGAGACUAAUGUGCAUGAGGGACAACCUUGGAGAUAUAUAUAUAUAAAAAGAAAAAAAUCAACAACAAAAAAAAGAAACAACACUCCAUUUGUGGUUGUAUUAUUUUCUGUUUUGUAGAAUGUAAAGAAGUCAUUUUUACUCACCACUUAUGACUCUGCCACAUAGCUUACACGUGUUUACAGGGGAGAACAAUUAAAAACAUUUGGAAUGGAAAAGAGAAAUGUUGUUCUAAGUCUUUGGAGGACGCACCUCGAAGAUGCGUUUACUCCUACUCUUGACACGGAAAACUACAAACAUGCCUCCUUUUACAGGAAGGGACGAUCAUAAACAGUUGGGAUGGAAAAGGAAAUGAGGUCUAAUUGAAAUUUAAAAGCAAAAUACACCUUUUUCUAAACCUCUGAGAUACUUUUACUCCUACUCUUGACACGGAAAACUACAAACAUGCCUCCUUUACAGGAGGCACCGAUUAUAAACAGUUGGGAUGGAAAAGGAAAUGAGGUCUAAUUGAAAUUUAAAAGCAAAAUACACCUUUUUCCAAACCUCUGAGAUACUUUUACUCCUACUCUUGACACGGAAAACUCCAAAUAGCUGACAUGCCUCCUUUACAGGAGAGAACAGUUGGAAAUUAGGUCUAAUUGAAAUUUAAAACCAAUGUACACCUUUUUCUAAACCUGAGAUACUUUUACUCCUACUCUUGACACGGAAAACUCCAAAUAGCUGACAUGCCUCCUUUACAGGAGAGAACAGUUGGAAAUUAGGUCUAAUUGAAAUUUAAAACCAAUGUACACCUUUUUCUAAACCUGAGAUACUUUUACUCGGACUCUUGACAUGAAAAACUGCAAAUAGCCGACAUGCCUCCUUUACAGGAGAGAGCAGUUAAAACAGUUGGGAUGGAAAAGG